UGACUUGGGGCAAACCAUCAGUCAAUACAGCCGCCCCCGGAAGUUACGGUAGACUGACUGAAUUAAAAAGGAGGUUGAACAAAAUCCAGACUACCUACUGUAACUGCACACAAGUUUGAGAGACGAUUUAUGCACUGACUGACAACGACAAGACGCGAAAAUGUUUCUUUACAUCCUCGCACUGGUGGCCAUUUGGUUCAUCUACCGAUGGCUGAGAGAAACCAAGAGAGUUCCCAACAAGGGGGACAAAUACGUCUACAUCACAGGCUGCGACUCCGGCUUCGGUAACAGACUGGCAUGGCAUCUAGACGAGCUGGGCUUCCGCGUGAUCGCAGGCUGCUACACCAAGGAGGGUGAAUCUGCGCUGAGGAAAUUAUCCUCAGAAAGAUUAAGCACCGUGUCCCUGGAUGUCACCAAAUCGGAGAGUGUUAGCAAAGCAGCAGCUUCCAUCAAGACUCUAGUUGGGGAGAAGGGCCUGUGGGCGGUUGUAAAUAACGCUGGAGUCAGUGUUCCAUCCGGUCCCAAUGACUGGCUCACCAUAGAGGAUUUCAAGUCCAUGCUGGCGGUCAAUCUGAACGGAGUGAUCGACGUAACACUGAGCGUCCUUCCGCUCAUCAAGAAGGCUAGAGGCCGAGUGGUCAAUGUGGCCAGCGUGUUCGGGCGCAUCAGUCCGUUUGGUGGACCUUACUGUGUGUCCAAGUAUGGAGUGGAGGCCUUCAAUGACUGUCUACGUUUAAACAUGGCUCCAUUCGGAGUUAAAGUUCUGUGCAUCGAGCCGGGCUUCUUCAAGACCAGCGUGACCGACACAGCCUUAGUGCAGAACAAUUUGAAGAAGCUCUGGGACAGAUUACCUCAGGAUGUGCGGGACGAUUAUGGAAGGGUUUACUUAGAGAAAACUCUUGAAGGGGUGGACCAACGGUUCAAUCAGCUUACGGACAGUGACCUGAUGAAGGUGGUCGGCUGUAUGGAGCACGCCAUCACCGCCGUUCACCCGCGCUACCGCUACUCCCCAGGAUGGGACGCCAAGUUCUUCUGGCUCCCCAUGUCGUACCUGCCAACCUUCAUCACAGAUGCAUUUUUUCUGAGCAACACCCCCAAACCCAUUAAAUCCGUUCUGUAACCUUUA
This is a messenger RNA of Oryzias melastigma (Indian medaka), 1126 nucleotides long. It is a transcript of the gene dhrs9, whose product is annotated as dehydrogenase/reductase (SDR family) member 9. NCBI's taxonomy places the organism in Eukaryota, Metazoa, Chordata, Actinopteri, Beloniformes, Adrianichthyidae. The transcript is spliced from 5 exons. The record is from RefSeq and is a predicted model, not a curated record. Bases 161 to 1120 code for a protein of 319 amino acids. Gene Ontology annotation, molecular function: oxidoreductase activity.